Molecule: messenger RNA, 5313 nt
Organism: Daphnia carinata
Lineage: Eukaryota; Metazoa; Arthropoda; Branchiopoda; Diplostraca; Daphniidae
Product: vitellogenin-2-like
Exons: 13
Coding region: 1-4968 (1655 amino acids)
Biological process (GO): lipid transport
Molecular function (GO): lipid carrier activity
Source: RefSeq, a predicted model, not a curated record
AUGCCUCCUGAGAGGAUUGAACUCUCGGCCUUUGGUUGUCUUCAGUUUCAGAAAGGGAAGGUGAGAUAUUUAUGGAAAUACCUUCUCUCAUUGUUUGCUUACCCUGCCCCUCACUUGAGGCGCCAAGGCUUCAGUUUUGUUUCUCAGCAGAUUUACAUAAAUUAUUUUUCCUCAUUAACAGCAUGGGAGCCAGGGACUCAGUACGUCUACAAAUACGUCGGUAGAUCGAUCGCUGGUAUUUAUAAAUUCAAGCUUCAAAAUGCUGUCAUUGAACUUCGAAGCCGUGUCAUCAUUCAGAGUAUUGACGAAAACACCCUCAUCGUUAAGCUGACGGAAACUGCUAUUCAACGUGAAGGCAACUGUUUAGCAGAUGGCUAUACGAUUGGCAAAGAUGGUGAUUUCGAAAAUCUUAUCGACAAUGAAAAGGAUAAAAUCCCUAAUUCUGAAAUGCUUGCUGCUCCUUUUGCUAUCUCUCACAACAAAGGAUCAAUUACCAAACUGAAAAUCGAUGCUGAUGAACCGCUGUGGAUUAUUAACAUUAAGAAAAGUAUUGCCAGCCAGUGGCAACUGGACAUAACAGGUGUCCGUCAUGAUGGCCCUCCUCCUAACUGGCAAUCCAUCUCUAAAGAUGGUGAAAGCACAACAUUCUCUGUCUUUGAGGAUUCGAUUAAGGGCGAUUGUAGUACCAUGAUCGAUGUAGACCGAUUGGCAAGGUCACAAGUCUUUAACUCUGAUGCAUUUCAACUGGGUUCGUUCGAUACCGUUUGUAAAGACAUGCCAGUCUAUCACAUUGCCAAAACGAGGGAUUAUAAUCGCUGCAGGACUAAUCCUGUCUGGUUUUCAGCUAAUCCCGGCAGCCAUGAUUGCGAAUUAGACAAGGGGAAUUGUGGUAGUUUCAUGCAUCGAACCGCAAUGGUCAAAUACGUGGCUUGCGGUGAGUCAGUUUCAAAAUUGACUGUCGUAAAUAUUUACGGUUUCAGCGACUUGAUGGUUCAGCCGUUUGCUACCAAAACCGAAGAAUUGCUUAACUCUGUCAUCACUAGUUGGUUCCUCGAAAAAAAAGAAAGCAUCACCUCAUAUUUUGGAAGCUUAAGUUCACCUGGGAUACACACAAGCCUUUCGUACGUCUUUGAUGACUUUCAGCAACUGAACCAAGAUGGAACCCCUGCUCAGCCCAACUUGGUGGACGCUUACAUUAAGAGCUCCAUGGCUGUACCAAUCCUGCACAAGAACAUCGUCGACGCCUUACGAGUGGUGGAACGGAAUCUCAAAGAAACGCCAGCUGUAGAAAUAAAGGACAUCAUUGAGCGAUUGGCCAUCAUUGGCCGUAUUCUACCCAUGUUCUCCUUGGACGAGCUGAAAUCCUUGUGGCAGGAAAUUAAGACGCUGGAUUAUGUUGUGGUGACUUUUUUCAUCGACUGUAUCGUACAGUCAGGCAGCAAUCCGGCUGUCAUGUUGAUCAAAGAAUUGGUCGAGACUGAACAAAUUACUGGACCAAAGGCAAUCUGGGCUUUGGCUGCACUUGGCUAUUUCGCUAAAACGCCUACGCGUGAACUCCUCCACGAAUUGAUGGACUUGCUGAAAUCUAGUCCUCUUCAGUCCAACAAGGCUAUGAUGCAAACCACCAUGGUGACUGUUGCCGAUUUGUUGAAUGCCGUGUGCGGUUCUCCUUUGAAAGCAGCCAAACGGUUCCCUAUUUCCACCUUGGGUGAAUUCUGUGACAGAAAAGAUGCUGUCAUCGUCGAUGAAUUCUUGCCUUGGCUCACCAAGGAACUCGAAUCUACCCAGAAUACGGUAGAUCGCAUAGUUAUCUUGACCGCUUUUGGAUCUUUAGGUGUCGAGGAGAUUAUCCCUAUUUUAUUGCCAAUCAUCCGUGGAACUCCCGGUAAAUUUGACGACACUGCCGAACGUGUUCGUGCCAUCCUUUCCCUCCAUCGUGUUGUGUUCACCAUUCCCGAGAAGAUUCAUCCAAUCUUGGCUAACUUGGCUAGUAGUAUUACAGAACGUCCCGAAAUACGUAUGGCUUCCUUAAGUCUACUGUUAAUGUCUAACGCCCCUCAAACCUUUUGGAAAAAAUUUGCCGGUGGCACUUGGUUCGAUCCUGAUCAUCAAGUAGCUACGUUUACGCAUAACCUGAUCAGUUCACUUACAAAAAUACCGCCGUCGUCUCCUUUGCUAAAGGAAUUGAUCAAGAAAGCUACAAUCGCCUGGCCUAUGGUUAAACCUGCGUCAACGGACCAAUCUUAUUUCUUCCCUGACAUUCGGUCUUCCUAUCUGGACGAAGGUAUUGCUGUGAUGAUACAUAAUCCAACCUACCGUGUCUCCGACGAGCGAUGGCCCGUCUUUAUGGCUAACCGUUAUUUCUACCAACUGGGCCCGUUCUCUGCUGAAGCACUUAACGUUUACCUGUGGAAUUACAACAUGUCAGAUAUUUGGCAAAACGUUUUGGACAAAAUUUACGUUGGUAGUACGACCUCAAAGGAAGAAAACAUUGAAAAGUUAAAGGUGAUUUGGGAUGAAUUGAACGCCACCCCACGCCCGGCUGACAAACGUGCCGGACUUCUACAUUUCAGCCUAAUGGGGUCAAUUAAUCGUUUCAUCGAUUUGGAAAAAUUGGGAAAUUCUAUUCCAGUUUUAUUGGCUAGCCUUGAAAAGUACCAGAACAUGCCCUACGAAGUCAGCGUCACCAAGUACCGCAUGUUGGCUGAAUACAACGUCCGUUUCCCCACCGAACUGGGGCUGCCCAUGCGAUUUUUAGCUACUCUGCCUCUCCUGAUGUCCGUCCAAGGCAGUCUGAAGAGUGAUGGAAAGGGCGGAAUCAAAUCGUGCAUUAAUGCGGAAUUCAGCUUGAAAUUGAGUUCAGAAAUUCGUGUUGAUAUUCCGUUCAACGGCAAGUUCAUCGCUACUGGAGUGGACGUCAGAGUAGAUUUCCGUCCUCCCAGUGAACUGCACUUCAACUAUAAAGUGCCUGGCCAGAUCAAGAUGACUUGGAUACCGGGCAAGAAAUUGAAAUCCUUUUUUUAUUACCACGUCUUUCCCUACACUGUCACCAGUGACUUGACCAAAAGCUUUACACCAAUUCUAGAAGAUCAUGGAACAAACAACAUCGUCCUUAUUGACAAACCAAUUGUGCAUAGAUUGCCAAUUGGUGAUCGUUACGGCGUCAACAUCCAGCUGGCUGAAAAUGUUCAUAUGGUAAAUUCCGAUAAAAUGGUUUGGUGGCAGUGGUUUCAAAAAUGGAACUUUAAUGGCUUGUUCAAUCUCGGCUUCGUUCCCCUAGAACUCCGCGGUCGUCAUCACGCUUUAUUUUAUGAUCCAUCUGGAACCCGUGCGCGUUCAGUUACUUUCUACUUCCAAUACCAGCACGCCACAAAGUCAAGUAAAAACACCCGGAUUUACGAGUCGGGAUUACGCGAAUCGAGAACUGCCGCGGAGGCUGAUUUAAUCAGCCCAGUUUUUCCAGAAUUUUGUCCUGUUCUUGGACGCCUCUUUAAGGAUCUGGAAUGUGGCACUGCUCACUUAUUAAGGGCUGGAAUCAUUACCGAACAGAAGAAUGGAACGUUCAUCCACUUCAACCUUAUUGUUGGUGCGUCCAAGGAUGCCUGGAACACUAAGGAUUUCACCGAUAUCCAAAUCGAGAAGUAUACUACGGGCAACGUUCCAGCAACGAAGGAGGUUGAUUAUUCCAUAUGUUACACAUCAAACCGCACUUGGAAUAACCCUAACACCUACGGCUUUAGCAAAAAUGUUCUACAGUUGGAUGAUGAGAAAAGAAUAGCGUUUGGAGAACAUUGCAAUCAAUCGGAAAUUCGUCUAACAACCAAAGCUUAUCGUGAUCGGGAAGCUGCAAAUGCAGCUUCAGAAAGUCAACAGUGCUUUAAGGAUCAUCCCAUUUUGUACUUGUACGUAAGCUCGGAAUGUACCGAGGCACAACGCAUGGAUCAAACUUACAACAAUUACGAAGUUAUUGCCGAAACCCAAAACUUGUCGGAGACUGCUAACUACUGGAUCAACACUGUUCGUCAAUGGAUUAAUUACAAACUGUAUCCUUUCACCGUGAGACAUAUCCAAGGACAAUCCAACGCUGCCAAUCGUUCUACCCUGACCAUCAAGCGUGAUUUCAACACUGGAACCAGCAACAUAACCUUCGUUCGUCCCACUGAAACUGUCGUUGCUGUCAAUGUCCGCCCUGGAGACGAAACUGUUAACCAAUGGGCUCGUUUCUCACCACUGACGUUUGCGUAUUCCAAAAUCUUUUAUCCAUUGAAUGCUGGUAGAAACUUCUUCCGUGAGGCUUCCAGGUUGAGCUCAGGAGGCAUUUCAGAAGCCAAAUGCGUGAUUGGACAUGAUAAUGUGCAUACCUACGACGAUGUUGUCUACAACUACACCAUCAACGAUUGUCCCCAUGUUUUGAUGACGGACUGUCGGAAAGAAUCGAUGAUCGCCGUUAUUGCCCGAGAGGGUGAUGGAGGAAAAAUUGCCACUGUCAUUAAUGGCCAGGACAUUAUUGAGUUGAAUCCAACAGGUGAUGUCACCGUUAAUGGAGGGAAGACUGUUUACACAAGUUUGCGCAAUCGAGGUCGUAUUGAAAUUCGUUCUCCUGGAUUGAAAGCUAUGGUGGCUGUUAUUUACAAGGAAGACGGGCAUCCUGUCAUGGAAAUGAAACACUUAAACAUGAUCAUCAGGAUCCAUUCAAGUGAAAUGGAGCUGAGUGCUCCCCAACAUCUGCGAGGGCGUCUCUGUGGAUUGUGCGGAGAUUUCAACCAACAAACUCUUGGCGAAUUAAAAACCCCCGAUCGAUGUGUCGUUUCCACAGGUGACCUUAUGGCCGCUAGCUUCAAGCUGAAAGCCGAACGGGACUGUUCUCCCAUCAACGAUGAGAUCUCACGUCGUUUGAAAAAGGAAACGGAAGUUUGUCAAUCGGCUGACCAGUUUAAUCACGUUCACUUAGUUGACGACCUUAUAUAGGUAUCUGUCGGAAUCCCUAUUUGGAUGUAGCUGUCGGCAGGUGAAAUGGUUACCUACUUCUAACCUUGAUUUUAUGAGGUAUUCUCAAUGUUUUAUUCAAGAUUUGGAUCCUUAGCCUGUGUGUGUGUAUGUAUUUCCAAGUUGUUUAGAAAAUCUUAUUCAGAGAGCAAGUGCAAAGCACUAACGGAUCUUUUGCCUUUGUUUGAAUGAGAAAUGGUUUCGUAGGUUAAAAGGCAUUUGUAGUUGAAUCAGGAAUUCGAUCUAUUGAGAUAAUGCUUUUGAUUCUGUAGUUCCAAGUCGUUGAAGGAAACGUGCUUGGAAAUAUAGUAGAGUUUCUUAUUCUUG